Racocetra persica is the source of this 818-nucleotide messenger RNA. NCBI's taxonomy places the organism in Eukaryota, Fungi, Glomeromycota, Glomeromycetes, Diversisporales, Gigasporaceae. The record is from the annotation of a GenBank genome assembly.
GAAAUGAUUAUGAAAGAAUCAAAACCGGUGAUUACAACAGUUUUGUUGGUUCCUUAGAGAGUUUAAAAGAUUUAACUAAAUUAAAAAAAUUGUAUAUUAGUAAUACUGACAUUGCAGGUGAUUUGCGAUAUCUGCCAGAAGAAGUCUACUGUUCGAGCGAGGGAAGACCAGAAAGCAAAGUAAAAUCCGUCGAAGAAGCAUUAAAAAAUUUCGAAUCAUUCACUUUUAAUGAAGGAAAGUAUACGAGAAAAAAACAGGCAUAUUUUUUUAGAGAAGAUAAUUUUAAAAAUUUUCUAAGAAGAAAUGCUACCAAAACCUGGUUUAGUAGAAACACUGCUAAUGCCAGAUACAAAAGCAGGGCAGGAGUUUGCGAACUCCAUGAUUAUAUAGAUAAAUACACUGUGGAAGUUAAAGGAGUAUUAAUUGACCCUGGAGUAAAGAUUGAUGAAAUGAUAAAUCAAGCCCAGCAAAUGGAUAUGAUGGUUCACAUGAAUGCUAUGGUGUGUAAUAGCAUAGCCAAUAUUGGAAAUGCUUUUAGUGGUGGCAUAUCCGUGAGUCCCGCUAUUACUGCUCCUUCGCCAAAAGAAGUUCCGAAGUUUGCUAGUCCAGAAGUGCAAGUUAGUGAGCCAGUGGACAAUUUAAUAAGUGAUUUCUCACAACAAUUAACCAUUACUCCUACUGACUAUGAAGAAAAGAAUGAGGAGGGAAUUGAGAGAAUGGAACAGGAAAUAACAAAACUGGAGGAAGAAAUUAGCAAAUUGAAAUUGGAGCAAAAACAGAAACAGCAGCAAACUCAAAUUGAAAUUCCUCCUAAAUAA